Messenger RNA from Kluyveromyces lactis, 1776 nucleotides. RefSeq lists its product as uncharacterized. Lineage: Eukaryota; Fungi; Ascomycota; Saccharomycetes; Saccharomycetales; Saccharomycetaceae. Gene Ontology annotation, molecular function: transmembrane transporter activity. Gene Ontology annotation, cellular component: membrane. Gene Ontology annotation, biological process: transmembrane transport. The transcript has a single exon. Bases 1 to 1776 code for a protein of 591 amino acids. The record is from RefSeq and is a predicted model, not a curated record.
AUGUCAAAAUCAAAAUACAGUUUCUUGGCUACUGUGUUACCUGAAGAAGAACAAUCAGACACUUACAUUAUUCCUCCAACAGGCUGUUUGAGCGGUCAUAGUACCACAGAGCGUUAUCAAAAUGAAGAAAAUGUGCUGCAUGAUAGAAACAUCAGAAAUGUAGAGAAUGCCUGGUUUGAGGAUUCUUAUGAAAGGAAUUUACAACUCAAAUGGUACCAAAGACCCUCGAAAAGGGUUCUUUACUUGAUUCUGACUUUGCACACACUAACUUUUACUAUGUUAAUGGGUCCACUAGUUAUUUUAAUGCUACAAAAUAUAUGCACAUUGGAAACAGUGCCUAUGGUACACCACCAUGGAGGUGGCGGUAUGAGCAUGGGCGGUAAAAUGAAACGUAUGGUUAUGGGAGAUAACGGGAUGGGUUCUGUCAGUGGCUGUAAGAACAAAAACUCUCAAAGUGAUCUUUCGGAUGUUCAAUCAAUAUUAUCUUUCAUAUCAGGUAUUUUAGGAUUCUUUUUGUCCGGAAAAUACGGUCAAUUAAGUGAUAGAUUUGGAAGGGUGUUCAUCUUUAAGAUAUUUAGUAUGAUUAACUUAGCACAUUCAAUAUGCUUGAUAAUUUAUUUUCAGUUCUUCAAAACAUACCACAAAUUUUGGAUGGUUAUUCUUUUAUCUGUUGGUUAUUUCUCUGGGGGAAUCAUGACUCUGAUAUCUAAUGGAAACAGCUAUCUUAACGACAUAGUUAAAUCAGAAGAUAGGACAAUCUCAAUUAGUGUUUUGAUGAGUAUGAUUUACUCUGCGCUAGGCAUUGGGCCACUUUUGGGAUCAUUCAUAGUCAAGAGAUCGAAUAAUGAUAAUAUGAUUCCAUUAUUUGUGUCAGUUGCAUUGGCUACUUUAAGCAGCAUAUUGACUUUUUCUAUUUUAAAGGAAAGUAAACACGCUGAUGCUAUAAACUUGGCACGCCAGAUGUAUAACAAUAAAACUACGAAAAAGUACCACACUAACCCAAUAGCAAACGUUCUACUGAGUUCGUUAGAGGUUUUUUGGAGUUUUUUAAGACCAAUAAAAAGAUUAUGGCUAGCCAGAGAACCAAGCGGCUCCAUUUUACCAAGAGUUAGUGUUCUGACUCUUAUUUUGAUUGAUAAUUUCAAUAUGGCAGUUACAGUUGGUAUGAUGAAUCCGUUGAUUUUAUUUUCCAUCUGGAAAUACAAGUGGACAAGCGUGGAAAUUGGUUACUAUAUGAGUAUCGGCGGUUUUGGAAAAACUUUCGUUCUUCUUGCAUUUGCCCCUGUCUUUUUCAGAUUUUUACAGACGGGACUUGGACUAAGGAUUGAUUCACGCUGUGUCGACAAGAUAGACAAAAUUUCUCUUUUUUCAUCGUUAUUCUUCGUCUUUUUAUCCCUCCUCAUACUUGUUUGUGUGAAUAGCUCUACUGGUGUUUAUAUCAGUGGUGUGUUACAAAGUUUAAGUGGAAUGAUAUCACCGGUUACGCAAAGUGCGAUUGCAAAAUAUAGUUCUAAAACUGACGCUGGCGAAAUGUUCGGCGCCAUAGCAUUAAUAAGACAUUUAGGGAUGCUUUUAUUCCCUAUAUUGUUCCUACAAAUUUACUCACACACAAUCGAGUUUAGUGCCAAGUUUUUUUUAUAUCUUCCAUUAUUCGUUUCAGUGGCAACAUUUUUAUCAAGUGUCCUCGGGUUGCGAUCGUACACACAACUUGAAGAAUUAGAGGUGCCAGAAGAUGGGCAACAACAGAACUCAAACAAAAGUUCAGAAUUACUGUAA